AAAAACCUGGUUGACGCCACAAUCGCAGCGUUAGCAUGUUAAGAAUCAACAACUAAAUUUUUGCAUCGAAUUCAAUUUCCACAGCUUGCAAAUCUAAGGAAACGCAGAUGUUGAUGCCCAUUGCCAUCUUCUCUCACUGCCCAAACCUCCUCAGCGACACUUUAUGUAUGUAUGUACAGUUUGUAUAAACUCGUUUCUUGCAUUGUGUCUUUGCUGCUUGCAUCACAUCACUGACUGAUACUAAGAAUCAUGUUUCCUUAAAUAGAUAGAAAUCGUGUUUCCUCAAAAAUCUAAAACAUUAGAAUAGAUUCCACUAGUUUCCAACUCUGAAAAAAAAAAGGAUAAUGUUUUUUGGGAUCAAAAUAUUUGAUUUCUAAGUGAUCUUUCUCCGAUCAUAAUUUGCCACGCGAUCCUAGUCUUAUUUCAGUUGUAUAACUUGUAAGAGAAAAGAUAACGUUUUCACAACAAAGUUGCAAUCUUUCUGAACUCUUUUGCAAGCAAAUCUCUUCCUUUAUAAAGUUUGUAAAACCUCAUCAAGCAUCACUUUGAUGAGUUUGAUUCAUAACAAAGACAUGGCCACCACUCUUCCAAAAUCACCACCACCCUCUUCUCUCUUUGCAUCCAUAGAUAUGGGCACUAACUCCUUCAAGCUUCUCAUAGUUCGUGCCAACCCAUCUGGCCAAUUCCUCACCCUCAACCACCACAAAGAACCUGUCCUCCUUGGCCUUAACUCAACCCCAACAAACCCUUUUGCUAUCUCCAACCAAUCCCACCUCCUAGCCCUCCAAGCCCUCCAAAACUUCCAAAAACUUUUGCUUUCCCAGCAAGUAAUUCCUGACCACACUCGUUGUGUUGCCACUGCUGCAAUACGUGAGGCAACAAAUGGGAAUGAACUUGUUGAGUGUGUCAAGGAAAAGGUUGGUCUUGAAGUUGAGGUUUUGUCUGGUGAAGAGGAAGCCAGGCUUGUGUACAAGGGUGUGCUUCAGUUUUUGCCACUUGUUUAUGAGAAAUUGGUGUUGGUUAUAGAUAUUGGAGGUGGGUCCACUGAGUUUGUUGUUGGGAAGGGAGGGAAAGUUUGUUUUGGGGCUUCAUUGAAGUUGGGGCAUGUGAAUUUAACUGAAAAGUUUGUGAAACACGGUGAUCAUAAUGUUGGGGACAUGAGGGAGUUUAUUAGGUUGGUUAUAGAAGAAUCUGGGGUGGUUGAGAGAAUCAAGGAGUUUGGGGGGGUUGAGAUGGUAGUAGGGUGUUCUGGUACAAUUCGUGCAGUUGAGAAGGCAGUGUUUUAUGGAUAUGCUAAAAGUGAAAUGUUUGAGAAUGACAAUGUGGUUUUGCUUGAGGAGUGGAAGAGGGAUUGGAGGUUUAGUAGAAGGGAAUUGAGCGGUGUGGUUGAGAGGUUAUGUGAUGGGAGGGAGGGAGAGAAGGCAAGGAGAGAUAAGUUCUUUAAUAGGCGGUCAGAGUUUAUUGUGGCUGGGGCUGUGUUGUUGGAGGAGAUAUUUGAGGUGAUUGGGAUUGAGGAUAUGGAGGUUUCUGGGUAUGCAUUAGGGGAGGGUGUUAUUGCUGAGAGUUUGGGUAAGGUGUAUGGUGGUUAUGAUUUGAAUGCCAAUGUGAGGUGGAGGUCUGUCGUGCAGCUUGCAACGAGGUUUAAUAGCAAGAAGAGCAUGAGAGUUGCUGCUCAGUGUGCUGGCAUUGCAAAGGUGAUUUUUGAAGGCUUGAGAGAAUGUGAAGAGGUUGCUGCCUCCUUGAAUGAAAGGGAUCUUGAAUACCUUGAAGCUGCCUGUUUGCUUCACAGUGUUGGGCUUUUCAUGGGAAAAAAGGGUUAUCAUAAGCAGACUUAUCGAAUAAUCAUGGAUGGUGGUCAUCUUCAUGGUUAUAGUACUGAGGAGGUCAAGUUAAUGGCUCUACUCGCAAGACAUCACAGAAAGAAAUUCCCAAAAUCUGGUCAUGCUUCUUUAAUAGCAUUCUCUAAUGAGGUAAAGCAGAAAUUUCGAUCUCUUUGUGCAAUUGUACGAAUUUCUGUAGCAUUGCAGCAGCAUCAAUGCAUAAACAUUCAAGAAAUGGUCUUUUCAAUUUCACAUGAAGGUUUCAAAUUGGAAAUAGGUGAUUCGAAAGAUCAAAAUUUGCUGCCUACUACUGCACAACCUUUAGCUGUUGACACUGUGGCAGAGUUAGGGAAAGAGUUGGAAAACUUUAAAAAGGUAUUUCAGCAAGAUUUGUCUGUAGUAGUUCAUUCAAGCACUUCGGAAUCAUAGCAGUAAUAGGAAGACUUGCACAGGAGACAGCAUCACUCUAUUCUGCUACUACAAAUCAUACAAACCAUUUACUGGGUUCCAUUAGGGGUUCCAUGUUGUUGCCUUAAAAUCAGCAGUAUCUGGUAUGUAGGACCUAUUGUUCUUCACAUGAUGUAUUCUCGUGUAGCAUUUAAUGAUAAUUGAUAAUUUAUCCAUUGCUUACAAUAUUCUAAUCUAAUAGUACACUGCUCAUUGUGAUUGAUAUUGUGAUUUGUGCACAUUUGAACUAUGGAAGGAUUGUUGUGUUGCUCAAGUAGAACAAACACUCUAAAUAGACCCUUGGCAGAAAGAUAUUGGAAAUGAAUAUUGGUGUCAAAUUUACUGCCUUUUGUCCUCAUAACACAGUUCAAGUGAAAGAAUGCAUGAACUUGAUAAAUGUAAGGUAUAGUAUAAUGCAUAAAUCUUGUGUGAGUAGGUAUUUUGCACUUCUCCACGAGGCAGAAAGUUGAACUGCUCUAGUUGUGUUUAAUUACCGGAAAAGUAAGAUUUUGAGUCUUCUGAAACUUAUCUUUCACAUUGUCUUGGAUUUCAAGGAUGGAAACACUCUCCUCAACAGCUGAAUUAAGCCAAUCAUAUUGGCAUCAUUUGAGUGGAGAUUUAAUAGUGCGUGCAGUAAAUACAUAAGAUUUUCUUUUCCUUUAUUUACUCUGCCUCUCUCUCUGCUUAUUGCCUUGUACCAUCUUACCUAAAUAAUAGACAUAGCAUUAGAUGGGGAAUCAGGAUGUUAACCGCACUUAAUUGCCAAUUGGACAAUAAUAAUCUUUUGAUCUUUUGCAUACAGUUUCAUAUUAUGAUUAUCUUAUAUCUACAGUUUUUUCACUCUUGCAUCCUAGUACCACUCAAUAUGGUCCAGGUCAGGCAAGGAAUUUAGUUGGUUUUGUAGUGGAGACUGCUAAUAAACUGAAGCUAGUGUUGACCUGAACUAUUUGUAAUGCCAAGAGCCUUGUAGCUCCACAAGUGCUUCCUCGUAUUCCUCAUGGAGAUGUUUAGCAUUCCAAUCCUCACUCUCCCAACUAUUGAAUUGUCAGAAUGUGCAUAACAUCUAUUGUAUCUAAAUUCUGCCUCAAUUAAAAGCUGCUUGUCUAAGAAGAAGCCUCACUGUGAUGUUUGAAAUACCAUGACUAGGGAAAUUGUAUUUCAGAGUUGCAUCCUUGGCACAACCUUUGAAGGAAUCAUUGCUUUUUAGUUAUUGAUAGGGAAAAGCAUAAAGGUUAUUUGCCAAUAUAGU
Molecule: messenger RNA, 3516 nt
Organism: Quercus lobata
Lineage: Eukaryota; Viridiplantae; Streptophyta; Magnoliopsida; Fagales; Fagaceae
Product: Ppx-GppA phosphatase
Exons: 7
Coding region: 549-2249 (566 amino acids)
Molecular function (GO): pyrophosphatase activity
Source: RefSeq, a predicted model, not a curated record